AUGAAUCCUAAUAAUACGAUAGAUGACACAUAAUUUUCUUUAGUUGAAAAAAAACCUAAAAAAUCCCAACUAUUUUAAAAAAUAUUCUUCUUUAUUUUAGGUGUGUCAUCAUUGUCAGGUUGGAAUGCUAUCUUAACUGGAUUAUCAUAUUUUGCUGAUUAAUAUAAAGGUAAAAAUUAACACAAAUAAUAUAGGACGUAAUGUUUACUUCAUAAUGCCUAUUCCUAAUUUCAUUGGUUUGUGUUUGAUUGGAUUGUUCUUACCUCGCAUAAGUUCUUUACUAUCAAUGUUUUUUAGAAUUGUGUGGGCAUUAACAAUUUUGUGUAUUCUUUUAAUACUUUUGCCAAUAAUAGCAUUAGAAAUGCAUAGUACUUUAGGUAUGAAUAUUAUGAAUAUAAUAAGGAUAUUGGUUAUGUUUAGUAACUAUUUUUGUAAUGGGAAUAUUUUCAUCCUUAUAAUAGAAUAGUUCAAUAGGUAUGUCUGGAAUACUGGGUCCAGAAUACGUUAAUGUAUUUUUUAUAGGUACAGGAGCAUCUGGAACUAUUAUUACCAUUUUUAGAUUAAUAUCUUUGGCUGCAAUCAAUAGUGAAAAAUGUAAUUUUAUUUAUAUAUUGAAUAGCUAUAUUUUUAUAUAUUGGAAUUGCAGUACUUUGGAAUAUUGGUGCAAUAGUAAUGUAUUUUGCAUUUACUAAAACUCCUUAAUAUAGAAAAAUUAUUUAAGCUCAUAAAAAAGGUAGGAAAUCUGUUUUAGUUCAUGAUUAAAUUAUUACUAAAGAUGAACCAGACGAUGUAAUAUAAAAUGAUAGUUUGAUUUCAGAUAUUAUAAACUCAGAAAUUGCAAAUCAAAUUAAUUUAACUUAAGAUUCACAUCCCAAUACAGAAAAUUAAUAAACUAAUUCAAAUAAAAAUUAAAUCUCUAUUGAAAAGAUGAAUGUUAUAUAAACAUUGGUUUGGAUAAAUAAAGUUGCUUUUCCUAUUCCAUUACUAAUUGUAGCUCUAUAUGUUUAAACGUUUAUGAUGUUUCCUGGAGUUGCAUUUCAAAAAUCAUUUGAUUCUGAUUUUGUUGAUUGGGGUUAAUGCAUUAUUAGUUUAGGAUAUAAUAUAGGUGAUACAUUAGGAAAGUUUUUAGCUGGUAAUAGAAAACUAUUUAAUAUUAAAAUUUUAAUUGGAUUAUUUUUAGCUAGAUUUGUUUUUUAUUACACUUAUAUAGCAAUUGCAAAAGGAACUCUGGAUGCCAAUUGGAUUUCUUAUAUGAACACACUUCUUUUUGGAACCUUAAAUGGAUUUAUUACAACAGGUUAUAUGAUUUUGGGACCAGAAAAAGUAAUUAUGAAAAUUUAUAUUAUUAGACAAACGAAGGUUUUGUUAAAGAAAAAAUUGGUUUUGUUUCUGGAUUUUCCCUUUGCUUUGGCAUUAUGUUAGGUACAUUCUUAGCUUUGCCUUUUUCAAAUAUAUCUAGUUGAUUUGUAUAUUAAUUAAAGGUAUUUAGCCUG
Molecule: messenger RNA, 1493 nt
Organism: Paramecium sonneborni
Lineage: Eukaryota; Ciliophora; Oligohymenophorea; Peniculida; Parameciidae
Source: the annotation of a GenBank genome assembly